CCGGCGCUCCCCGGUGCUCCGGGGCCGGCGCUCCCCGGUGCCGCUGCGGCUCGGCCCGCCAUGCCCCCGCGGGGGCCGCUCGCCCGGGCUCCGGCUCCUCGUUCCCGGUACAGCAGCAGCAGCAGCAGCAGCAGCCGCCGCCGCUGCUACCGCUCGCCGCCGCCUCGCCCGAGGCUCUGAGCGCCGCCGCCACCGCCGCCGGGAGACCGCGCCCGCCCCGGCUCCAAGAUGCUCCGCCAAGGGGGGUUUGCGGAGCUGCUGCUGGUGCUGCUGGGGCUGAAGGUGCCCGGUGCCCUGGGCUGCCCCACCGACUGCGUGUGCUACCCCUCCCCGAUGACCGUCAGCUGCCAGGCUCACAACUUCGUCACCAUCCCCGAGGGCAUCCCCGAGGACAGCGAGAGGAUCUUCCUCCAGAACAACCAGAUCACCUUGCUGCUGCGGGGCCACUUCAGCCCCUCCAUGGUCACCCUCUGGAUCUACUCCAACAACAUCACCUUCAUCGACCCCAACACCUUCGACGGGUUCGUCAACCUGGAAGAGCUGGACCUGGGGGACAACCGCUACUUAAGGGCUUUAGCUGCAGACACUUUCCAAGGGCUGGUGAAACUCCACGCCUUGUAUCUGUACAAGUGCGGGCUGAGCUCCCUCCCCAGCGGGAUAUUUGGUGGCCUCCACAACCUGCAAUACCUUUACCUGCAAGACAACCACAUCGAGUUCCUUCAGGAUGAUAUUUUUGUUGACUUGGUUAACCUCAGCCAUCUUUUUCUCCAUGGAAACAAGCUCUGGAGCCUCCAUCAGAACACAUUCAGGGGACUAAUAAACCUGGAUCGGCUGCUCAUCCAUCAAAAUCAGCUGCAGUGGAUUCAUAGGCGGGCUUUUCAUGACCUCCGAAGAUUGACCACCCUUUUCCUGUUCAAUAACAGCCUCUCGGAGCUGCAGGGGGACUGCCUGGCCCACCUGGGAGCCCUGGAGUUUCUCAGGCUGAAUGGGAACCCAUGGAGUUGCGACUGCAAAGCCCGUUCCCUCUGGGAAUGGCUGCACAGGUUCAGAGGCUCCAGCUCCAGCGUCAUCUGCGAGUUCCCCGAGCAGAUGCACGGCAAGGACCUCAAGGUGCUAAGAGCAGAAGACUUUAGGAACUGUUCGGGGUCCGAGUCGCUCCAUCAGAUGAAAACACACACCUUCUCUACAGCGGACAGAGGAGCCUCCAAAUCCCACCACCCUCACCACUCCUCCAAGGAGAAGGGGAAGGAGCGAGGGGCUGAGAACAGUUUGCACAGCAACCAGCCCGGCCCCCCCGGCUCCCGGCCGGGCUACCGCAAACCCGGCAAGAACUGCACCAGCCACAAAAGCCGUAACCGAACCUCCAAGCCGGUGUCCUUGGGGCCGCGCAAAAACGGGCAGGAGGUCCCAGACUAUGUGCCUGAUUAUCAGCACAAAUACAGCUUUGGGGCCAUGCCCACGCUGUCCCCCAAGCGCAAGGGUAAGUGCACCCGGCGGACGCCCAUCCGUGCCCCCAGCGGGGUCCAGCAGGCCGCCGGCUGCCCGGGGCUCAGGGCAUCGCUCCUGGUUUUUAUGGUGGUGUUGGCGGCCGUCAUCCGCUGAGCCCCACCCCCGGCCGCGGACGGAGCGGAGCUGUACUGCCACCAAUCUACAAAGGACCAGAGUUUCUUUUCUUCUUCUUUUUUUGUACGUGGCUCAGCGUUGGCCUGGCGAAGGGAAGAACGUUGUCUCGGCUUCUGACGGUUGUGUCCGUGCCCGGCCGGACUGUGCCGAGCGCAGCGGGAGCGGAUUAAAAGGCAUUAUCACACCUUGUCACAAACAAGCCUAACCGAGCACCUACAACAACAACAACAAAUAAAAGCCAACCUUACAAAAAGCAGAUAACAGGGACGGUAACCAAUUAGUCGGUGACAACAACCGGACAAAUGGACUGUAUCCAUGCUCUUGUGAAAUCCCGUUCGUUUGAGAGCGCUCCGAACGACCCCUCCAAUUACCGAAAGGAACAUAAUUGCUGUAAAAACCAUCACCGAUUAAGCCUACACUGUUUCUCUCUGAAAGUGAGUGCAAGGACACUGAUACCGAGGUAAUAAGGACAUUUGGUUCUCCCACGUUUUAGCCCUUUUGGCUCCAAACCCAGAGGCCAAAGUUGGCUGGGAAUCUCUUAGAAGACAAUCUCAAACCCCUGGAUAUCUCAGGCAUUACAGCAGAACAGGGCUUGCCUGCUGGGCUUGGAGUAGCCAACAACCAAAGGAAAAACUGAUUAGAGGUGGAAUUAAACAAAAACAAAACAAAACAAAAAACCAAACAAAAAACCAAACCCAAACAAACCCAACACAUAAAGAAAUGAGGUACCUGCAGGAGGUGUGUUUUUUGUAACCAUGUCCACACAUCUGAGAAAAAAACCCCAACAAAUACACAGGCUCCCCCUCUUCCCUUCAAUUAUCCAUAUGUAUGUCUUACAAUGUUUAUAAACUAUAUGGAAACUGUAUCUUCAGAACUAAGGAUUGUAUUAUUGAAUUUAUAGCAGACCAGUAUAUGAUUUUUUCUUUUUUUUCCUUGAGAAAACAAACCGGCAGCAGUGCCUACAGAUGCUGAAAGCCAUCGGGCGGGCUCAGUACGCAUGGGGGAACCACAGCGGACCAAUGUUCUCAGCAAUUCAGAGCACUAAACUUUGGGAGGGGUUGGGGGGUGAUGCAGCAAAGUCCAUACCCAGAGAGUCAAAAUUCACCCUUACAUCCUAAUUUGUGACCGGUGGGGGAGAGAGAGAGAGAGAGAGAGAUUAAUUAGCCCAAAUAAAUAGAGCCAUAGAGCUCUGUCUCCGGAGAGCACUCCGAGGCCCCGGGGAGGAAAGGGGCUGUUUUUGGGGCUGGAGGCAGAGAGGGGCUUCCCAGCCGUGGCAGUGGCGUGAGGACCUUUAUAGCUGGACUAAGGUUUUCACUGGGGCAGCAAGGAGCAGCUCCCAGGCUGCAGACAGACCUGACAGAGUCAGGAGAGGUUUUGUUUCUUAAAAGGAACAGAUUCUGGAAGAGUCAGAGAUGGGGGAAACUACAGCUUGUAGAGGACCGGCGAGAAGCGCGGUGCCCGAGGUUUCUGGUCCAUGGCAGGAGAGAGAAAUCCGUGGUCCAAGAGAGCUGUACAAAGGGGGUGGUGGGGAGGUGGAGGAGAGGGAGAAGGGCAUCCUGUUCCCCUCUUCCUGGGUUCAACCAUGUGCUGGAGGGAUGUGUUUGGUGGUCGGGGGCACGGCCGAGCCGGCAGCCCACGGGCUUGGGGAGGUGCUGCCCAAAUUCUGCAGUUGAUGUGAAUUCCCUGUCAGCGUGGAUAUGUGAGACCAAACAGACACUGAAGUUAAUGGAAACAAGGGAAAUAAAAGUGAUCUUGGACAAGAAAAGGCUUCUGUUCUUUCCAUCUCUCUCAGUGGUGGUAUUUCGAGGCCGUGACUCCUGUGUGGGGCUGGAAAUCCCAAAGGAAACAGCUGGAGUUUUCCAUCAGACACACAAUUAGCUCCAGGAAGAACGGGCCAGCUAGGGAAAUCUGCUCUCCCAACCACUUUGGGGAAGUGGAGAGGGUAUUUACACAGUGGAAGAUCCCUUGGAGGUAUCUGGAAAUGAAAAGGGAAACUCCCACUGUAAAGAGAAGCAGAAAAUUCCCUGAUGCACUUGUGUUUAUGAGCAGCUGGAUGGUGGGAGCAGGAAGCUGGAGGGGCAUGGCCUUCUCUGUCUGUCUUGCAAGCAAGGAAGGCCAGAGGCUCGGAUGCUUCUCUUUUAAAUGCCCUUCUUGGGGAAUAGCAAGAGUAGUUCUGGGGGGAGAAAGGAAGAGGUUACUUCAUCAAGCCCUCUGCCUUCCAGCUCCUACCCAAACUUUUCUGUCUACAGGGCUCUAAAGCUCCACUAAAGGGAUGUCCAAUGCAGCCAGAACAAAUAAUCCGUGAUCUGAAAUAGCUCCCUCAUGUCCUACUCUCUAUAACCAAUAGCAACUGAAUGAGUCUGGCACUGUCCCUCAGAAGUGGAGAAUGUUGUUAUGUUGGUUAUUUCGUUUCAUACUCUGGAAAUCAAAGCUCUCAGUGGGAGAAUGAAGAAGAGAAGCACUUUAUUAAUUUUUUUUUAAGUCUGCACGUAACUCCUGUAAUAUAGGAGCGAAAUGUCAGCACAGGAGAUGCUAAUGUUUUAUAAAUGAUUUGGGUGCAGCAGGCACAGUGGAUAGUCUUUGAGAUGAAUUAUAUUAGAACAGACUACACCUGGCUCAAAACCAUAAUUGUAUUUUUAGUAUCUUUUCCUUUAACAUGUAGGAAAAAUAAAGGCAACUCCAUGGUGUAUUACAA
Molecule: messenger RNA, 4318 nt
Organism: Corvus hawaiiensis (hawaiian crow)
Lineage: Eukaryota; Metazoa; Chordata; Aves; Passeriformes; Corvidae
Gene: RTN4RL1
Product: reticulon 4 receptor like 1
Exons: 2
Coding region: 229-1602 (457 amino acids)
Cellular component (GO): plasma membrane
Molecular function (GO): protein binding
Source: RefSeq, a predicted model, not a curated record